Molecule: messenger RNA, 1281 nt
Organism: Aspergillus viridinutans
Lineage: Eukaryota; Fungi; Ascomycota; Eurotiomycetes; Eurotiales; Aspergillaceae
Product: putative MFS transporter
Exons: 6
Coding region: 1-1281 (426 amino acids)
Biological process (GO): transmembrane transport
Molecular function (GO): transmembrane transporter activity
Source: RefSeq, a predicted model, not a curated record
AUGACAAGCCCAACCCCGACCCCAAACCCAACCGCAGCUCUCGACCUCGAAAAGCACACACAAAACACACACCCCCUCCCGCUCUGGCGCAAAUGCAUUAUCCUCUUCGUGGUCAGCUGGAUGACCUUCGUCGUCACAUUCUCCAGCACGUCGCUCCUCCCCGCGACCCCCGAGAUCGCAGCCGAGCUACGCACCACGCCCGAACUGCUGAAUGUCACGAACGCGGGGGUCCUGCUGGCCAUGGGCUUCUCGUCGCUUCUUUGGGGGCCGGUGACUGCGCUGCUGGGGCGUAGGGUUGCGUAUAAUAUUGCGAUUGGGGCGCUUUGCGGGUGUUUGGUUGGCACGGCGGUUGCGGGGGGGAGUAGGGUGUUUACGGUGUUUAGGGUGUUGGGCGGGUUGACGGGGACGUCGUUUAUGGUGCAGGGGCAGACUGUUCUGGCGGAUAUUUUUGAGGCGAAGGUCAGGGGGACGGCGGUUGGGUUCUUCAUGGCUGGGACGGUGACGGGGCCGGCGAUUGGUGUCGAAAGACGUCCUUCCUCCGUGCGAGAUGUCCUCGCCAUGUUCAACCCCGUGCCAUGUUCAACCCCGUGCGAAUCUUCCGGCAGUGGCUGUAUCCUAACGUCUUUCUAUGCGUAUGAUCUAACGUGUGGCCUCCUCGCCGUCUUCCAGUACGCCCUUCUCACAUCCGCCCGCGAGAUCUUCAACCCCCGCUUCAACCUCUCCUCUGCCCUCGUCAGCGGCCUCUUCUACCUCGCCCCCGGCGCGGGAUUCCUCCUGGGGAGUAUCGUCGGCGGAAGACUGUCUGAUCGCACCGUGAAACGGUAUAUCGCUCGCCGCGGGGGGCUGCGUCUUCCGCAGGAUAGACUGAACAGCGGGCUGGCGACGCUGUGCGGGGUGCUGCCCAUCGCGGUGCUGGUUUACGGGUGGACGCUGGAGACGCGGGCGGGAGGCAUGGCUGUGCCUGUCAUUGCGGCGUUUUGGGCGGGAGUGGGACUGAUGGGUUCGUUUAAUGGGUUGAAUACGUAUGCUGCUGAGGCGAUCCCCGAAAGACGGUCCGAGGUUAUCAGUGGGAAGUUUAUCAGUGGGAAGUAUAUCGUGCAGUAUUUGUGUUCGGCCGUUGUUCCCCUGGUCAAGGUGAUCGGGGUGGGCUGGACGUUUACAAUCUGUGUGAUCUUGUCCCUACUCGGCGGAGGAAUUGUGUUUUGUAUCACGCGCUGGGGAAAAGCUAUGCAGCUGUGGGCUGGGGAGAAGUUUCAUUUAGAUGGGAAGAGUGGGCUUUAG